CCAUCCCUGACACCCAAACAGUGUUCAGACAAGGAUCAACAGUUAGAGGAGAAGUAAAGAAACAGUAACAGAACUUCAUCAUGUCUUUUGAAGUGAAGGAGAAAACUGAGGUGCGUCUGGUGUUUUUGGGAGCAGCUGGAGUGGGGAAAACAGCCCUCAUCCAACGCUUCCUCAAAGACACUUUUGAGCCCAAGCACCGGCGCACAGUGGAGGAGCUCCACAGGAAGGAGUACGAGGUGGCGGGGGUCAAAGUCACCAUCAACAUCAUGGACACCAGCGGCAGCUACUCCUUCCCCGCCAUGCGUAAGCUGUCCAUCCAAAGCAGCGACGCCUUCGCCCUGGUCUACGCCGUGGACGACCCCGAAUCCCUGGAGGCGGUCAAGAGUCUGCGAGAGGAGAUCCUGGAGGUCAAAGAGGACAAGUACACACCUAUUGUCGUCAUAGGCAACAAGAUAGACCGCCACAAUGAGCGGCAGGUGUCCAGCAAGGACGUGCUGUCCACGGUGGAGCUGGACUGGAACCACAGCUUCUUGGAGUCUUCGGCCAAAGACAAUGUCAACGUGUUGGAAGCUUUCAGGGAGCUGCUGCAGCAGGCCAACCUGCCCAGUCGGUUCAGUCCGGCUCUGUGCCGGAGGAGGGAAACGUUCCCCAAAGAGAGCAACAAACGACCUCCGAUGAACAAGGCCAACAGCUGCCUCAUCUCAUAAUGAUGUGGAGCCAAAGAGACUGAGAGGAAACUGCUCAGAAGAGACUGAAAGACAGGACUUUGUUGGUGUGGAGCUGCACAACAAGAGACAGUGUAUAGGGACACUAAUGAGAGUCUUUAAUGAUGCGUGCUCGUCAGGCGUGAAACAUUCCAUCUCACCCCGCAACCGCGCUGGAGCCACAGAUACGCAUCGGCAAGGACGGACGUGUAACCAUGAAAACAGACACCAACCUUAAAGACAUGAAAGAAUGUGGCUAAGCAACUGUUUGAGAAAAAAAAAAGGAAAGUGCACAGGCACAGCUUACUGUGAAUUUAAAAAAAGAAAAGAUGGUGUAAUAAAUCGUGACAGUGUAGAAGCAGCAUUAUGUAUCAUAAGCUUAGUUUUCACUUAAAUGUAUAAAUGUGAUGUUUCUUUUUGAGGUUUUUUUUGUGUUACUGGUGUUUAAAAAAAAGUGCAAUAACUGUGAAGUGAUGGGUGUUUAUGCAAAAGUGUGUUUACAUGAGAGUUUUAUGGCGUGAACAACAAGAGAACGGUUUCUAUUUUUGAUAGCAACACAUCAGACAUUAAGUUGUUAAUUAUUGUGCAGCCUAUCGUGAAUCUCGGACAUUUUGAAAUACAUACUGUACUUACUGGUGUGUUUCUAUUAUUAAAAAAAGUUUUUUUUUUAAAUGGGAGUUUGCAUUUAUUUUAAGGAUUUCACUGGUUCUUUUUUACCAUAACAGUACAAAGACCAUGAUGAUGUUUGAUGUUCUUUUUCAGUGCUUAUUUCAAGAUAAAUAAAAGUGCUUUGCUAUAACUCCAGUUACACUGAUGUUCAUUUUAUCCAUUCUACAUGUUAAUUCCCUUUUUCUUUGCAGGUUUUUUUUUUUUUUUACAUGACAGAGCAGACCAAAGGAAGGCCUGUUUGUUUGGAAAGUCGUAUGGACAUUGUAGAAAUAUGUAUGAUAGAAAGUAAUCACAGGCCAAAGUAAAAUACAAUGGAAUAAAGCUGUCAAAAGUGUCGAUACUUAUAAACUCAUGAUAUAUUUAAUGGUUUUGGAAGUACCAAAGCUAUCUAAAAAGAUUGAUACAAUUACAUUUUUAAGACAAAGCUGCACAGAUGAAACAACAGGGAAGAAAAUCAACUGUUUGUACGUGUUCAGUGACUUUUUCUGUGUAGGUUGUUACUAAAAUAAAGAAUAUAUCCUA
Centropristis striata (black sea bass) is the source of this 1895-nucleotide messenger RNA. It is a transcript of the gene rasd4, whose product is annotated as rasd family member 4. The record is from RefSeq and is a predicted model, not a curated record. The coding region runs from base 81 to 707 and encodes 208 amino acids. The transcript has a single exon. Gene Ontology annotation, molecular function: GTP binding; GTPase activity. Lineage: Eukaryota; Metazoa; Chordata; Actinopteri; Perciformes; Serranidae.